AUGCAGUCGUCCUCCGGUACUGUGAGCUGCGAGCCCGAGGAACCAUUCUUCUAUUACAAACCUGAAGAGUCUUCCAAAGGAGAUGUUGCUGUUGAAGUCGACCCAACGGCAAUUGUAGAAGGCCAUGCUAUAGAGUCGGAAGUUGUAAAGUACACCAUCGUGGCUAAACGUUCCGUCUCCAGCACUGAACUCCUUCAAGAGCAAUCAGAGUAUCCGCCUUCAUCUCCAAAUUUCAUGCCACCGCCAUCGAACAGGACGUUAUUUCUCAAUUGUUCCAGUGAAAAAGUGGACUGCUUCAAAGUGAGAUGUUUUGCUGGUCCAUUUACACCCGUGAAAUCUCGGGCCCUAAUUAAUUUUAAACUGAAGCCUACUCUUGAGACUUUGGAACCCUCCCUCGAGAAGAGAGAUAUAAUUCUGUUUACAUCCCGCGGGAAAGUAAGCAUCGUAAAUCCGUCAGGUCCUGUACAACCUGAGGAACACGAGCCGGAUGGUGUAUCUGUGAACACAGUGUUUCACGGAAAAAUCCCGGAAGGCAGUGUAGCUACGUGGAUCAUAGUGCUGGCCGUCAUCUGUGGGUUUCUGGUAUUGCUCCUCAUUGCUACGGCUCUCCAUAAGAUUGGAUUCUUCAAGAGGGAGAAGAAAGAAGAGUUACAGGCAUUGAAAGAGGGUGAAGAAGAAGUAGGAGUUGAAGACGGGGGCGACUGAAGUUCCACAGCAGCUUCGUCAUGUCUUCUUGUGAGCAUUAUGUUCAGUUCCACAAGAUGGAGGCUCUAGCCCUUGUUGGCUGGUUCUUAUAAACGCAACGGAAUGAAGACCUUGCUAUAUUUCUAUUAAUCACAUGGCAUUAACUCGCGCUUCUUUUGAAGUACUGUCCUAAAAUAAGCCACGAUUACUUCAUUUCACACAAUUUAUCAUUCAUCUUGAUCCUAAUUUUCGGCACCAUUUGACCUGUACAGCUCAAAAAGCGCCGUUAAGUUAUCUCAGAAUCAUAGAACUUUUCCCCGAAUGUUGUCAUUUUCAUGACAUGCAGCUUUAACUACAGACGUUUCGAAUAAGCCCACGUAAUGACAGUGUUACCCAAGCACAGAAUUUUCCUCCAAUUAUGAGAUUUUCAGCCUCUCAGUCUAUCUUUUAUCUUUGCUGCUUGCAAACUAAAUCAAAAUGGAACUUAAAAUUGUGAACAAUAUAAUUCUCAACUGCUACUUCAGUGUUCUGCUAUAUCGUAUAAUUUAUUUGUAUUAGAAUUCAUGCGCGCAUUUGAAAAUGUAAUGUAAAUUUUCACCCAUUUAUUCAUUCAUUUGAAUUAACGCUGAUAAUCUCAUAUUUAUUCAUCAAUUCUUCCAUUUAAUCCAUCCAUACAUUUUCAUAUAUCCAUUAAUCUAACCUGUGAUUAACGUAUCAAAUACAUCUGUGUGUGCUGUGCCCAGAUAUUUAUAAACUUGUACUUGAGUUUCAUCUAGUCAUAUUUUUGUACCAUAUAAUUAUUUUGAUGCUGACGUUUAUCAUAGCGAAUGAUUUCCCUGAGAAAUGCUACGGGCAUGUCACCAGGCAAGGCUAACAGUAGAACGGCCGUCUCGCUGCGUGAGUAACCUACAGAAUGCGCCCGGGCUUCAGUAACUACACCCUGAUCUCUCUGGCGAAGCGCUGUCAGUAGCCACAUUACCGCCAGGAAAGCAGAGAGAACGCCGGAGCAAACACACAGUCCUCAGAAAUAAAAGUGUUAAGCUCAGAUGAGAGAUGCACAAUAAUGAACAAGAUUAUAAAUGGUUAUAUCCUAAGAGGAGCAGGAAACAAGAACGGAUUAGAACUCCGUGGUUGAAACAUCUGCAACGGAUGAACGAAACAAAAAUAUCGAAACAAGCCUUCAAUUAUACACGAAAACGAAGACAAAAUGGUCGCCCCAAAAAAGAGGCGGAUAGCGGAAGACAGAACAGAAAGUGUUUUUUUUUGUCUCGACGUGAAGAUGAUUGUAAUGAUGAUAAUGAUUUUACUACAUUGAUUUGAGAAUUAUUUUUCCAAUAUUGGAACCAAAUAAAGAAUAUCUUAUUAUA
This is a messenger RNA of Cryptotermes secundus, 2051 nucleotides long. Its product is annotated as integrin alpha-5-like. The record is from RefSeq and is a predicted model, not a curated record. Gene Ontology annotation, molecular function: integrin binding. Gene Ontology annotation, cellular component: integrin complex; external side of plasma membrane. Gene Ontology annotation, biological process: cell-matrix adhesion; cell adhesion mediated by integrin; integrin-mediated signaling pathway. The coding region runs from base 1 to 705 and encodes 234 amino acids. NCBI's taxonomy places the organism in Eukaryota, Metazoa, Arthropoda, Insecta, Blattodea, Kalotermitidae. The transcript is spliced from 5 exons.